Molecule: messenger RNA, 1068 nt
Organism: Emiliania huxleyi CCMP1516
Lineage: Eukaryota; Haptophyta; Isochrysidales; Noelaerhabdaceae
Exons: 3
Coding region: 1-1068 (355 amino acids)
Source: RefSeq, a predicted model, not a curated record
AUGGACCUCCUCCGCGCCCUCUUCGGCAGUCGCUGUAGUCUGUCUGAGCCGCUGACACUCUCGCCCGGCGACGAUCCCCCUCCGCCGCUCCCUCCGCUGCUCACUCUCCCGGCCGACGCGCUCGUGCACCUGUGCACCAGCCUUUCCGUCGAGGACCUCUCCCGUCUCUCGCUCGUCAUUGGUGGCCUUCCGGACGAGGUGUGGCGUCACUCGCUCAGAAGCUGGAUCGCUCGCGUCGACAGGUUCGGCUGUGACAGCGGCGACGACCUCGAAGCGUGGCUUGAGGAGGCCGCUGCGGCCCUCGUCGUCUCGGGCGGUGCGGGCGACCGGCCGCUCCGCGCACUCGUCAACCGCCUCCGACCGCUGCUUUGCGCCGUGUGCGACGAGGGCGAGGCGAGCCAGGUCUUUUUUGCCGCGUCGCGCCAAGGCGCCUGCGAGCGGUGCGCGAGCGAGCGGCCUCUCGAGCUCGAGCGCUGGCGGCGAGCUCAGUGCGUGCGCGAGGCGCGGGCGCUCGCUCUCCAGGACGAGGCGUCGCGCGCCGAGCUCGAGGCGGCGCUGCGCGACGUGCUGCCGCUCCCCGCCGGCGGAUCGCGGCUGCUCUUCUCCUCGGACCGGCACGGCGGGUCGGCGACGGCGCUGCUGCGCGCGGCGAGAGACGAGCCGUGCAGCGUCGUGCUCGUGACCGAGCGGCCUCGCGCCUCCUCCGCCGCCGCCGCGGAGCGGAGAGCAUUUGGCGCCUUCGUCGCGACCGCCUGGCCGCGCGCCGCUGGCGAGGGGCGGCGCUGGUUUGGCGAUGCACGCUGCUGCCUCUUUGGCAUUGCGCCUCGCGUCGUCGGGCAGAGGGCGCUCUCCCGGGUGGUCAAGGGGGGGGGGGGGCUCUCUCACGGGUGGGGGGGCUCCUUGGUCAACGACCGGAAGACCGCCGACGGGCACGGCUUCAUGGAGGGGGACCUGAUGGAGGCCUUCCUCGACUGGCCGCCGCGCAAGAAGGAGGAGGUCGUCGCUGGGCUCGACAUGACCGCCGAACAGCUCUCGCGUGUCAUUGAGCAGCUGGCGCGCCUCCACUGA